CUUAAUUAAAGGGAACUGAAAUCUGGCUUGGUCAUCUUUGCUUUGCGGGGCACAGACUGCUUUUCCUGAAUUAAAUAUGACAAGUUGUCUUUUGCCCUUUUUCCCUUUACCAAGAAUCAUGGAAAGAUAUAAUUGAUGAACAAGCCUUUAUGACCCUCAGCAUAGAGGAAUAAGCCUUAAACCCCACCUUUCCUAGUGAAUAAGCUCUAAUUAAGGACUAGAGUGAGCAUGAAAGUAAAAUACCUCCUUUCCUCAAGGUGAGAAAUGUAGACACCGGGAUGUAGUUAAUAAGGAGAAAGAAGACCAGACAAAACUGCCUUUCUUCUCCCCCAGUUAAGUUGUGGCAAUUAGACUGAAUGGUAGGCAGCAGAGGAAGUAAAUUGCAUUCUGGAGACUCCUGCAGAAUUUUUUUUUUUUUCUUUAGCAGCCGGAAGGGAUUUCUCUGUCUGCCAGCUUUUAAAUGAAAGAUCGGCCACCAGACCUCAAAAGGGUUAACCAGGUGCUGUGGGUUUUUUUUUUCCCUUCCUCCUGGGCUAUUUGCAGUGAAACAGUUUCUGAGGAAAGGCUGACCUACCUGCAUUCUGGUAGGACUGGCUCAAGUGAGUUAAGUUUUACCUCUGUGCUCCCUUUCUGCUUAAUGCAGGAAGAAGGGGCGAGCGGUGGGUGAAGAUCAGCUGAGGAGAGAGACAGUCUCUCCCUCCCACUUUUUUGGUGGCAUUUGCAGUGGAAGGGACUGAUGGCCACUGGGGAGGACAUUGAAUGGCUUGAUCUGCCUGGCAAGUGGACCUAUGGAGUUUGCAGGGACGGGAGAAUCUUCUUUAUCAAUGAUGAAACAAAAUCUACUUGCUGGACUCAUCCAGGCAGUGGCUAUUCUAUCCAGAGUGGGCACUUUUCCUGGCCAGAUAUGCCCAAAGGCUGGGAAAUGGACACCACGUCAAUGGGAACUACUUUUUUCAUCAACCAUAAUGAAAGACGGAACACUUUCCUUCAUCCAGUGAUUGGCCAGACCCCAGGAGAGAACAACCAUUUUGGAUUGCAAAGAUCUGUCUUUGACAUGUCAAGCAAAGCAAGUAGCAAGCGGCCGGCAGCAGUCACCAGUGAAUCUUCUAAUCACACAAUGGUUUCAGAGGUACCUCAGGAACGACCAAAUGGCAGGGCAUCAUCACGUACUUCCAGGAAAGGAAUUGCUUUUGGAAAACGUUCUAAUUCCAUGAAGAGGAAUCCCAAUGCUGCAGUGACCAAGAAUGGUUGGCUCUUCAAGCAGGCCAGCUCUGGAGUCAAGCAGUGGAACAAGCGCUGGUUUGUAUUGGUGGAUCGCUGCCUUUUUUACUACAAAGAUGAGAAGGAGGAAAGCAUCUUGGGCAGCAUCCCACUUCUCAGUUUUCGAGUGGCAGCUGUCCAGCCAUCGGAUAACAUCAGCAGGAAAUAUACCUUUAAGGUAACUGUAUGUUGGAUGGAAGAGAUGCCACGAAAUCACAAGAAGUCAUUCUCUCCUCAGGCUGAACAUGCUGGCAUCCGGACCUAUUUCUUCAGUGCUGAGAACAAUGAGGAACAAGAAUCCUGGAUUCAAGCCAUGGGCGAGGCUGCCCGGGUUCAAAUCCCACCUACUCAAAGGCAUGAAAAGACUGACUGUGAGAACCUUCCUCCUAGCAAAAAUCAUCAUCAUCAUCACCAGCGCAGUAUCCUUACCAGGGAGCUUGCCAAAGCUGAGUUGGAAGCAAAGACCAGAGGAGAAGGUGAUGGACGUGGUUCCGAGAAGAUUGAAAGAAAACCAGAGCGUGUUGCAAAUAAGAAAGAGGCACUGGUGAAAACCAAUGGCAUUGCCAGUCAGGAUACACCCUCUGAGCCCGGAAGCCCUUAUCCAGAAGCAGCUCGUGUGCCAGCUGGAGUGGAGAGAACCCCACAGCCAAAUGGUUGGCAGUAUUCAUCUCCAACUCGUCCUGGCAGCAUGGCCUUUCCCCAGCAUGAUGGGGAUACUGUUAUCUCUCGUCGGAGCUUCGCACCUCGCACUAAUCCAGAAAAGAUUGCUCAGAGGAAAAGCUCCAUGACCCAGUUGCAACAGUGGGUCAAUUUGCGACGUGGAGUUCCCCCACCUGAAGAUCUCCAUAGCCCCAACAGAUUCUUCCCAAUGUCUCGGAGAGUACCUGAUUAUUACCCUCCCUAUUCAUCCCAGUACUCGGAGGAUUACCAGUACUAUCCACCUGGUGUGCGUCCUGACAGUAUCUGCUCUAUGCCUGCCUAUGAACGUGUGAGCCCUCAGUGGGCUGUGGAGGACAAGCGCCACCCCUUCCGCAACAGCAGCUCAUUCCAGCUGCGGGAGUGGAAAGAACAGCCCGGCUAUAGCAGACAAGAUAUGCCCAUCUGGAUCCCAGGCCCCACACGGCAGCCAGUGUACUAUGACGAAAUGGACGCUGCCUCAGGUUCCCUCCGCAGGAUGUCCCUUCAGCCUCGUUCGCGAUCAGUCCCCCGCUCACCAAGUCAAGGAUCCUACAAUAGGGCCAGAGUCUAUUCUCCAGUAAGGUCACCCAGCGCCCAUUUUGAACGAAUGCCUUCUCGAAGUGAGGAGAUAUAUGCCGAGCCAUCGACUUACAUGAUGAGACGAUCUGUCAGUUCCCCAAAGUAUGAUUACCUUGGUGAUAGAAAGCCUGUUCCUGCAGGAAUGUUUCCCUUCAACUAUCCAGCAUCCCCUACAGUCCAUGAUAAAAUGGAUGAACUUUUAGACCUUCAAUUGCAAAGAAACCUAGAGUAUUUGGACCAACAGAUGAGCGAGAGCGAGACUUUGAUCAGUAUGGUGAACAGAAUGGUGGAGAGCUCCUCUCCUAGGGCUCAACUGUACUUGCAAGUGUCUCAUUUCCCUGAAGCAUAUAGAGAGACGCUGCACACCUACAAGAUAAAUGAGCAACACACAGAUAAGCUUCUAGGAAAACUCUGUGAACAAAACAAGGUGAUAAGAGAACAGGAAAGACUGGUACAGCAGCUUCGAGCAGAAAAGGAGAGUCUGGAGAGUGCACUGAUGGGGACACACCAGGAAUUAGAAAUGUUUGGGAGUCAGCCAGCCUACCCUGAAAAGCUUCUGCACAAGAAGGAAUCUCUUCAGAAUCAGUUGAUCAAUAUCCGAGUGGAACUGUCCCAAGCCAGCACGGCACUGGCCAACAGCACUAUGGAAUAUGAGAAUCUGGAAGCUGAGGUGUCAGCCUUGCAUGAUGAUUUAUGGGAACAGCUGAACUUGGAUAUCCAGAAUGAAAUGCUCAACAGGCAAAUCCAGAAAGAGAUCUGGCGGAUCCAGGAUGUGAUGGAGGGACUCAAAAAGAACAAUCCCUCUCGGGGCACAGAUACCGCAAAACACCGAGUGGCCCUUGGCCCAUCAGGAACUUACAGCUCCAACAGUCCAGCCAGUCCUCUGAGCUCAGCUAGCCUCACAAGCCCCCUGAGCCCUUUCUCUCUUGUGUCUGGAUCCCAGAGUUCCCCUACCAAGCAAGGCAGCAAUGAGGAGCCUGGUCCACCUCGACCUCCCCUCCCCAAAUCAUAUGUGCCCUUGGAAUCUCCUCCGACUAUCCCUCCACUUCCUUCUGAAAGCCGUCUCUGGCAAUAUCCUAACUCCCCUUCCUGGCAGGAAAGCAGCGAGGCGAAGAGGGGACAGUCAAAGUCCAGCUUUGAGCAGAGCAAGAAGGACCAUCACCGGGCAUCAGCCUCACAUUCAACAGUGGAGGCUGGUCUCUUGCAGUCAAGGCAGGACCAAGAUGCUGAUAAGCAGGUGGCACUCAACAAAGUUGGUAUUGUUCCUCCAAGAACUAAGUCACCUAUGGAUGAUGAGACCUCACCAACAUCAGGUGUGGUGAGGAGGAAUGCCAAUGGGCGGGAUUCUCGGGACAGGCCAAAGAGUGCUGUGUUUUCCAAUGAGAUGAAAGCAAAGAUGAGUGUUGAGGAACAAAUUGAUCGCAUGAAACGCCAUCAAAGCAGUUCUAUGAAGGAAAAGAGACGGAGCUUGCAACUUCCAGCCAAUCAGCAGCAGACAGAUAGCCCUCUCUCAAAAGCACCUGCCUCUUAUAAAGUGGUUCGCAGGCAUCGCAGUAUCCAUGAAGUGGAUAUAUCUGAUCUGGAGGCAGCAUUGCGCUCUGAAGAUUCUGGCAAGAUGUAUGAAAGCCCCCGAGAUGAGAUUGCUCGCCUGCGCAAAAUGGAGCUGGAGCCAGAACAUUAUGAUGUGGACAUCAGCAAGGAGCUUUCCACUCCAGAUAAAGUCCUCAUUCCAGAAAGGUAUAUUGAGCUGGAACCUGAUACUCCACUGAGCCCUGAGGAGAUGAAGGAGAAACAAAAGAAAGUGGAAAGGAUAAAGACACUGAUUGCUAAAUCCAGCAUGCAGAACGUCAUCCCCCUCAGCGAGGGAGAGAUGGACUUGGCCCAGGACCCAGAGACUCAGUUACAGGAGCAGGAAAAGCGAAUUGAGAUCUCCUGUGCUUUAGCUACAGAAGCCUCCCGACGAGGCCGCAUGCUGUCUGCUCAAUGUGCUACCCCGAGCCCUCCCACUUCCCCAGCUUCCCUGACUCCACCGACCAAGUCCCUCUCGUCUGACUCAUCCCAGGGCACCGACAGUCAUUUUAUGCGUGCCUGAACCUUAAACACAAGCCCUGGCUGCUGUGAAUGCUGUGAAGUUCCAUGGAGCCACAUUUUAACACAUGAAUUUGCCCUCUCAACUCUACUGCUUAAUAAUGUAUACAACCAUUCCUGUGAUUUGCCAACUAUCUCCUGCGGUUGAGCUGCAGAAGCAUUCAGGAAGGAAAGCUGCCUCUGAAGAGAACAAGUGUGCUUUUGUCUUUGCUCUGGUUCUCCUCCCACUGCUGCCAAAGCCUGUACCAAAACCUCUCAGAUGCCUGGUCUAUAAAAGCAAUUAAAGAAGCAGCAUCCAGGAGAAGUUCCAUUCUGCAAGAUGGCUUCUUCGUCCCUGCAGGAGGUCUCAAGACAAAGGACCAGUGGCUAAAGAUCAGCAGAAGCAUCAAAUAAUUUGAACGGAAAAAGGAAAGCUGGUGAUAGCAGGGGGAUGUACAAUUUCCUAUCCUUAGGUAGCCAUUUCCUAAAUUGCUAACCUUCAUCACUUAUUUUUAUUUUACUUUUUUUCUUAGUUUGAGGGAAGAGAAAUAUAUAAGGAAUAGAUUGUCAUGGCAGCCAGAGACUUUAUAACCACUUUAUUGAAUUGAACGACAUAUUUUUCUUCCUCACAUUUUGUUCCCAUCUGCCAAUCUGAUUGGCUCUAGAAACUUUAAUCUAUGGAACUAAGCAACCCAUGCAUGGUCAUGUUGCUUACACUUAUAUCUACCUGCUCACAAGAAGAGAAAGGAGGGAGCAUCACUGAACUUUGUGGAUACGGCAGAUGAAGAAAACAGAAGGUUGUCGGUGUGGAGGGGAAAAAAACAGAAACAGCUUUGGAAUCUGCUAAUUUUGGGGAGUCUUGUGAUAGCUGUGAUAUGCUGAAGAGUCCCCUCCCCCUCACUUUUCCUAAGUUUACGAGGAAGAUGGAAUAGGAAGUAUGUGCAAUGUGCGUGGACAUGUAAUAGAAGUGUGGAUGGAAGAUACAAAGGGGAAGGAUGGCUACAAAAGAGUUCAGUUUGAUCGGAUAAACCACUUUGUGUGUUUUAAGUUUACUGUACUCAGAACUGGGACUGGUAGGUGACAUAUUUAUUCUCAUACCAGAACCAAUUCAAAAUAGUGCCACUCAACUCUUGGUUCUCCAGGAUAUAGGUUGGAGCCAGAAAGAAAACUGUAUGCUGUGAAGAUCUCAGCAUAAAGAAACUAAUGAAAUAGUAAGUCUGCAAGAGAAAUGGAAAUGUGUCUGAACUUGACUAAAGCAAGCUAUGAGUUGAUUCCAUAGUAUGUGUAAAUCAAUUCUCUCCUAUUUAUCAUUGGGAGAAGAAAGCGAGGCUUCUUCAAUUUCUGCCAUUUGUAGCAUUUCUCUCAACUUUAGAAUAAUAGAGCAACAUUUGCUUUGAAGUAGAAUUCUCUCACUUUCUCACACAGAGUGCUUUUCAUCCAUCUCUGUCCAAGCUAGAGCUACAAUAACAAUGGCUGAUGAUCUUUCAGAGGAGCUAAGCUCCUACAUCAAAAGUGCAAGUCCUUUGCUGUAUUUGCUUCUAUCAGCAUCUGAAAAGUGGCUGCUUCCCCAAAUGAGUCCUCAUUUUUUUCCCUAAUCAAAUUGUGAAAAUAACUCAGAAGGACAGAACAGAGGAGAGUUAUUGUACAAAAACAGGACUUGGGAAAUUUACUCUUGUCAAGUACAGAAAUGUACCAAGAUGUCCUAACUUAUAUUAUGCUAGAUCAGAGAUCUAACUUGGACCUUUUCCACACCGCAGUUGUACGCUAAAAGGUUUAUACAUGGUGAAUCCUGAACUGAAUACCAUUUAAAGCUAAGAUGACCUUACCUCUUCAGAAAUAAUCAGACUCUGCAUUAAACCUUGCAACACCUCAUAAUCAGAAUUCCAUACCAUUGAACUUGGGCACAGACAGGACUUUUCACCCAACGUAGUGUUUUUGAAAACAAUCUGUCUUAUUAAUAGAUGGAUCAAAAUAUAAUUGGAUGAUCGUGUGGCCCAUACAUUUAUUUCAAAGGCUACCAAAAUUGACCAUACCCAAUAUAAAGCCAACUAGAAUCGAUUUUAUGGAAGCGAAUAAAAUUGUUCUAGUUAUAGAUCAGAAUACAAAAAAAAGACAGCUAGCUUUUUUAUAAUCCUGACGUAGAUUUUCAGUGAAUUCACUGCCAUGUUUUCAAAAAUGCUGCAUUUCUUCCCCCACCCCUAAUGUUUUGCUUCUUUACAAGUACAGUUAGUCGUCAAUGUACAACCAUGGUUGAGCCCAAAAUUUGUGUUGCUAAGUGAGACAUUGUUAAGUAAGUUUUGCCCCAUUUUACAACCUUUCUUGCCACAGUUAUUACAAUUCUUAAAGUUAGUAAUAUGGUUGUUAAGUGAAUCUGGUUUCCCCAUUGACUAUGCUUGUCAGACGUUUAUAAAAGAGGAUCACAUGACUCUGGGACACUGCAUCCAUCAUAAAUAUGAGUCAGUUACCAAGUGUCUGAAUUUGGAUCACAUGACCAUGGGGAUACUGCAAUGGCCAAAAGUGUGAAAAAUGGUCAUAAGUCACUUUUUUCAGUGACAUUGUAACUUUGAACUAUCACUAAAUGAAUUGUUGUAAGUCGAGGAUUACCUGUACUCAAAGGAGAAUAUACUAGUGAACAGGUGGCACCUCAGACUACAGUAUGAUUUGAGUCCUAGUUGACAAUUUAGCACUGUUGAAAUUAUCAUAUAUUUUGUCAUAUAAACAUGUCCAUAAAUAUAUUGAUCAGUUUUAUCCAAAGAUUUAUCAAAACUGGGUGUCCUAUUUCUGUAUUAUUGGAAGAAAUAACACUGCUUCAGUGUCUAAUAUAUGCAACUCUUAAGGCAGGCAUUAAAUGCAAAUUUGGUUAUGGAACAUAAGCCCUCCACUCCCCUACUACUCAUUUUCUUCCAUAAUUCAGAUUAUUUUAAUUGAAUCAGGAUUCUUUACAAGUGUUACAUGAAAGACUAGCUUGGAUCCCAGCUGAAAUAGAAAAUGUCAGCUUUGAGCCGCACUGUUCCUUAUGUUCAUACGUCUUCAAAAUAGUCUUGAAAAUUCUCACCAUUUUUCCAGGCUAUCAAGAAGACUAAUUCUUUCCUGGCUUUUUAGGGAUAUAUUUAAUAUCCAAAUACCUAGUUUAAUCAAUAAAUGACAUGCGGUAUCAAUACACAUAACUCUUUCAAAUUCAAGUUUAAGUAGGUAUGAAAUUUAAUUUGCCUUGAUUUUUUGUACAACAAAAUGAAUUAAAACUGUAAUUUAAAGAGCAAAAGGAAGAAGCAUCUCCAGAGCAUAUUCUUCUCCCUUGAUACCACUUUUUGCAACAGAGAAGUUAUGCCAGGGAGAAAUCAUUUAGGAAGAAUAGAUAACUAAAAUGGAGAGAAUUCAGUAUUUAUAAUAUGUACCUUACCCUGUACACUCUUCUCAGCAUAUAAAUGAUUUGGGCAACUCCCACAUUGAAGAGUUAGAGCUGUCCUCUUCAACUUCCCAGGAAAAGACAAUGGCAAACCACUUCUGUUGUCAAGAAGGCUGCAGGUGCACAUAGUCACCAGAAUUUAAACUUAGGGAUAUCAAGUCUAGUUUGAUCUCAAGAGAAUAGAGUCCUGUUUACAAAAUGAAAAGAGCUAACGACAGUGUUACCAAAUGAUUCUUUGUCACCCCUGUUUGUGGUAAGGAUAUAGUUCUAAAGUAAUAGUGCAUUGGUGGAAUUUGGCUGGUUCAGCAGAGUCUCUUUUGAAGACUGAAAAAACAUGGAGAGACCAAGCAUAUCAGUCCAUUAGGAGGAAUAUUUCUCAGGCCCACACAUAGUAGAAGUCUUAAGUUUCAAAAUUUACUUAUGCUUUUCAGGGAGUAAAUCCCACUGAAAUAGAUAUGGCUUAUUUCUGAGCAGACCCACAAAGGUGUGCAUCUCUUAGGCUUUAAUCCUCAAUGUGCUUAUUGUAAGGCUUUACAUCCACACUGGAGCUUCUAAGCAUCCAUACAUAUAUUAUUCUGUUGAAAUGAAUGUUCAGAAAAUUGAAAGUUAACUCCACGGUAUCUCUGGAAGAGUUCUGAUAUUGUUAUUUUUAAGAAUUUGUCUAAGAAUCUAUUUCAAUGUGUAUUAAAAGGAAUUAAUAUCUCAGCACCCAAAAAUCAUCCUUCUGAUCUAAGAGCUUAAGUGAUAAAUGUUUCCCCAUCUCUUGCACUGUGGAAUCUAGUUUUAUCAGGUCCUCUGUCCUGCUGCUUGCCACAAAAGAAGCACCGCCUUGGCAUGUCUAAGAGUUCAGCUUCAUCCAUAUUUACAAGAGAAACCUUCCAUCUCCCUGUCCAAUAAAGAUGACGUCUCCUUUUUAUUAUUUAAACGAACCUGUUGGCAAUACGUAGAUCACUCCAGAGAAUCAGAGUUUUAGACCCUUCUCCUUUAGCAAUACUGUUGACAUUCCACGUUGAUGAAGAUGAUGAUGAAAGUAUUUCAUUCUGCUCUUGCAGUAGCUUCUGUUAGUUCAUAAAAUGUUAUCCCUUCAUGAUCCUCUACAUGCCUUAAUAUGUGUUUUUAAAAAUUAUACCGUGAUAUAUAUGUGUGUGUGUACAUUUAUAUAUAUUUUAUAUAUAUAUAUAAUAUAUGGGUUUUCUUCCUCUUCUCCCUAUACUAAUUUCUUUUGGGCUAACUUUCUCUGUGUACAGGGCUGCUGAAGCCUGCUUUGCCACUGAGUUUCUGAAAUACAGACGCUGGGUGGUAUAUCAAAAUAAUUAAAGAAAUUUUAAAAGGCAUAUUUAAAUAAAUAUAUAUUUUUCUGCUUUUUAUUAAAAGCAAAUUUAUUUAAAAUGAAUGAAAGCUGUCUGUAAGGGAGUGGUGCAUUUAUUUCCUUGUUACUAGGUAAGCUCAUGUUUUCUAUACCAGGGCUUAAGCCUCAGUUGAUGCAACUUGGCAAUAGCUUACUUGGAACUAGCAAAGCUGAGUUCACUUAACCCUGGGGAAGUUCUGGCUUGAAAGAUAUGUCGUCAGAUGAAUUAUAGAACUGUAGCAUAUCAGGGACCGCAAAGAUUGUCUCGCUGGUAUACAGCUAUCCCACUGGGAUCCUUUGCAAUAGAGGUGGCUUUGAAAUGUUGAUGCCACUUGUUUUUUACCUCCCUUUUGUUCAAAUUUGUUCAUUUUGUGUGGUUAGCAGAGAGAAAUCCCUGCAAGAUGAUUGUUUUAUUUUCCUCUCUUCAAUCACAAUUGCUCUCUAAGCUGCCGUAUUUACCUCCACAAUGCCCAAUCUAGUGGGAGAAAGGUACAUCUUUCAGUCGGUACAUGUUUUUCCUUGCUGUGAUUUGACCCAUACCAAAUGCUAGUAGCUUAGUAGAGAGAUGAAGUAAGAGCUGAGGAAAGGCCUUAGUUAGCCUAUGUGAAGGAUUUGGCCCUCUCUUAAUUUAGAGAGUGGCUCCUUAUUUCUACCUCUUUUGAAGACUCGGAGGUAGUGGUCCUACUUGUGCAAGUGCUUGAUAAACAUGGCAGACAGCUUGAAAGGAAAUCAUUCCACCAAUAUUUUAGGGUACAGAGGGUAAUGUAAAGAUGGUGUUACAUUUUGGAGUCUCAGCUUCUGUCAAGGAAGUGCAAAUCCCUUCUCAAAUCAUUUUUUUCUCCCUCCCUACAUGUAAAACUGGCACUUUUUUUUUUUUUUUGCUAUUGUGGAAAGCAUUAAAAUGACAUAAAUAACAUCAGAAAGCAUUAUCUCACCCUUCUCAAGCCCUCUGUUCAAUUCAUAGCAAGGUACGAUUGUAACUGAUUAUUGCCAAUGUCACUUUAAGCAUUCUGAGACUUCUAAUCAGUAUUUCUCAACCUUGGCAACUUGUAGAUGUGCGAACUUCAACUUUCAGAAUUUGCCAGCCAACAGAGCCGGCUUUCCCAUAAUUGACUAAAGAAUUCUGGGAGUUGAAGUCCAUGUGUCUUUCAGCUGUCAAGGCUGAGAAAAACUGCUCUAAAUUCUCAGCAGAGCACAUUUAGGGUCACAGUUUUGCAGUAUUGUAGAACCCUGUUUUUAAAAUGUUUUAUUUUUUGUGUACAUGUGCGUGUGUGUUCCUUUCUAAUAAAAUUUUCAUAUACCAGCAGCACCUGCAACCAACAAAUACUGCAUUAUUUAUGCACAUUAUUUGGAGAGAAAAAAAAGUAGUGUUAGAUGUUAAAAUUAUCAAAGAAGCAAUGUGAUGUUAAUGUCUUUUUUUUUCUUUUUGUAUAAAAGUGACCUUAGAUUAUGACAAUUAUAAAAAUUAGCUGUUCUGUGAUUGAAAACAAUAUGUUGGUGACUUGGGGGUUCUUCACACCAAACCAAGGGAUAAUCUUUCCAUAAUUAAACCCACAGUGGCUUACUUAAUAUUCUUUCCUGCAACAUUUGUUCUAGAUGUAGUUACUUUAAAAGGUCCUCCCUCUCAAAACCAACACGUGCAAGAAAAACAAACAAAAAUAAAUGCAUUUGUACCUUGCAAGUUUGUAUAAAGCAAAUAAAUAAAAAAAUGGAUGGUUUAUAACUA
Pantherophis guttatus is the source of this 11064-nucleotide messenger RNA. The record is from RefSeq and is a predicted model, not a curated record. NCBI's taxonomy places the organism in Eukaryota, Metazoa, Chordata, Lepidosauria, Squamata, Colubridae.